AUGUGUGGCUCCUCCUCCGGAGGGGAAGUGAAUGGUGAUGUCUGUAAGUGGUUAUGGAGACCUAGUUUGAUUAUUUGUGGGGUGAAAGUUGCUCCAUUCUUUGUCCAUAAAAGCAGAGCAUGUACUUCGGAGGAGACUGUAUGCAUGACUUUUACAGAGUUUCCUCUUAGAUUACUGUUCCCAGGCAUUGGUUUUCAUUUUCCUUACUCUACUUUGAUUCCUAUUAUGUUCCUUUGGCUUCCUAUUCAAGUAUCUGAGGCGGUUUCAACGGUGGCCACUUUAUCUUUGUCUGCCGUUGUGAGAGGGAUGCUGUAUAUGGGGAGUGAAUUGUAUGUGCUUACUUUAAUAUAACUUAAUCGAUUGUAAGCAUUAUGAUUGCAUUUUUCCAGAGUUUCUUUUGUAUGAAGGUUGCAUCUUCGGAUAAAUAUUUUUCUAAUCCACUUUUCACAUACUCUGUUUCUUCUCCUGGGUAAAGUUCUUUAUGACUUUGUGUGAUUAAGCAUUGCAUGAUCACACUUCCAGUCAGGGAUUUGUAGCAAUCUAGAUUGUCUAAAAUAAAUUUUUUCAUUGCGAAUGUGGACGAGUAUAUCUUUGCCGAAUCAGCCAUGGAAGGUAAAUAUUUUGCAGUUCUCAUUUGCAGUCGACCCUCUGUUUUAACCUUUCAUCAAUGUGGACGAGAACUUUUUCUUUGAUCAAUUCCUCGCUCCAUUCAUUUCGUCUAUAUGAGCCCAGCGGAUGUGGUAUAGUAUUUUUUAGAUUAGUGAGGACAAGGUACUUGCAAUAGGUUCCAUUCUUUAGUCCCUGCAAUUAGGUUUUUAAUGGAGAACAGUAAAAGAUAUGAUUAUAUGGGUUGAGCUCCAUGAACAGAGAGAUCGGUUGCACGGGCAAAAAAGAAACCAGCUACAGCUCCCAUGAACAAGGAGUAGAGUGGAUUGCUGGGAAGAGAAGUGAGAAGACUAGAUUUAACGAUGGCUCUAGAGUACGAAGAAAGAAGGAACCGAGAGAGUAGAAGCUUAGAUAAAGUAGUAACUUCGUUACGUCUUCUUUUAUGAUCCCAUGAUCACUUGAUCAGGAUGACUGUGAAAUAUUUCAAUUUUUUAAAAUUUAGUUGUGGAGCUUGUUGAGCAAAGCUAAGAAAAAGAUUUUUCCUUUGACUUUUUGUUCUUUCCUUUAGUUCUAAGAAACGAAAUCACUACGUAUUCUGGAUAAAGAAGGCCUUACUGUUGUUCUUCUUGAUGCACUGUCAGGUCAAGGAAGAUGACACCUUUUUUCCUUCAGAAGUUGAGGUGAUUGGCGUCGAGCCUUUAUUUGCAGAGGCCGCCAAGUAUGAGAGAGGCACAGAGGAUGAUGUCAUCUGCAUGAACUCAACGGAAACGGAUAAAUACCUUACACUUGAAGAUUUUCCUUAUUCAGAUGAAUUUUGUAGUUUGAACAAUGACUCUGGUGAGUUCCCGUGCUUCUAUCUGUACUUAAUUUUUUAUUAUUUAACACUCAUUUUUUGUCUUUUAACUCUCAUUUAACACUCGUUAUUUAGCACUUUUUCUCCCAUCUAUUUCUCUCGUAACCAGCUUUUCUCUUGAAUAAUCAACGACUUUGCUUCUAAGAAAGAAAGGAGAAGGAACCUUUGGAUUGAGCUAAUAUCUUUCUUGAUGUUCAUUGAACUAUUAUUCUCGGUAGUUUAUAUCUUUACGCAUGUAUUGAUUAUGUUGGUAUGUAUGAGUCUCCUUUUUCCAUGAUAAUUUGUGGAAAUUCUUGAUUCCCACCAAUAGUCCACUUGUGUUACUAGGUGACAUAAAAUUAUUGCUUUCUCCCCAAAAUUUCUUAAAUUCUAAAAUUCAAAAAAAUCUAAAAGGCUUGAUAAUACGCGCUGGAAAGUUUAUAAAAUUACUCUAAUGGGUAAAAUCGAUGGCAAACAUUUGAUUAUCUUGCAAUCAAAUAAAUGCAUUUUGUUCGGUUUCUAAUUGAGGAAUGUUUCUGAUUCACAUCUAGGCAUCUCCACUACUGAGGCUGCACAAAAUCAAGGCCAGGUACUGACUCAUUGAACUCUUCUCACUUCGAUGUGAUGUGUUGUUGAUACAUAGUUCAGGAUGUUCAAAAUGGGAUUCAAGUUAUAUUGCCUUUUCUAUAUGUCCGUCUGAACUUUUUAUUAUUCAUUCCAUGCCAAAAAGAUCAUAUCAUUGUUUAUGAAUGAAAAGACAUCCGCAGAUUUCUUCUCAGGGCUCUUUCUUAAGAGAAUCCGAAAAUCCCUAGUCCAUAUAGACCGUAUGAGAGGCAGAUGCCGCGUGGGUAGUCAUGGGACUGCCACGUGACAUCCAAGACUUCCUCUCCACACAGCCUGGGCAAGGGGACUGGCUCAGGUCAGCCAUGCUUGUGCUGUUGUGGGCAUAGGAGUCAUGCAGUAUAACUGAAGAAUAGAAAAAAAAAGGGAAGAAAAGAAGGAGAAGGAAGAGGUAGGUAGAGGAAUGAGAGGAAAGGUGAGCCUGACGGAGUUCAACUGUCAAAAGAUCUUAAUAAGGACUUAUGUGAGCUUGGGGAUCAGCAGCCAAUUUUUUUUUGAAGAGCUUAUUCUAUCUUGUACUCAGUUUACAGGAUCCAAUAAAUCAUAACGUGGGCAUUGCGUCUAAUGGUUCAAACUAAUGGAAAUGGGUUCAGUAAAGACUGUAAGUGGGGCUGUGCUCAACUCUUGAGGAUUUAACAGCAUAUGUAGUUGGGUCUAGAGUUCAAUAGUCGAUGGAGCAUUUUCUUCCUCAUCUUAUUUACAUAGUUAAAUAGGUCUGAUCUCAUAAGUUUAUCAAGUGGGCCUCAUCCUAUAGACAUUAUUUUAAUGGCUUCAUCUCUCAUGUUUGUCGACUAGGUCUCAUCCAAUAGAGAUGUAUUUGAAUAUUUCUCAUCCCAUGAAUUUAUUGAAUGGGCCUUCAUCCCAUAGAUUUGUGUCUUAACUAAGAGGCUUGGUGAAUUGGAUUCUUCCCCCGUCCCAAUAGUGUUUCAUGAAUGUUCUUCAGUUCAAGAACCUGAUCAAUAGUGUUUCACUGCUGAGCCUUUUGGACUCCUCAAAUGGGUUCCAUCCCCUAAGAGGAGGGGAUCCAUCACACAAGGUAAGUCAAAUAGGCUUCGUUUGAUAGUGGGCUUCCAUGUCAUAAAUCACGAAUGAAUUUUCAAUGCAAGAAACCUAUCAAGUGGGAUUCACCGGAAUCCUAAUCCAAUGGGCCUCCUCCCAUGAGUUGUUGACAGUCUUUGUCCUGCAAUUAAGUUUGUACAUGUUUCAUUAGUAAAUAAAAUUUAUUUUUUUAUGCCCCAUUGUUGCCCCAAACCCUCUGAAUAUUUCAGUAUUUAUACACAAUUGAAAUGAUGUCUAGUUUCUCGUCUACCCUUUUCCCCGAAUUAAGCUUUUCUAAUAGAAAUCACUAGUCACGUGGCUCUUUCAAAUGCCCUCACAGGUUCUGGACGGCAAGCUGGAACAACAUGACGAACAAACUCUGCAUGUGAUUGGGAAUAUAUCUAAUGCCUGCCCUGAUUAUCUUUCGGGUAAAAUGAUGCUUCGCAUGUGAUCAAUUUCAUUUUGUUUGUCGAGGUUAUAAUACUCAAUUAAGCUUUUUUAUUUUUAUUUUUAUUUUUCAGAAAGUAGAUUUGCAGAAAGAGUUGCCCACCUGGAUUAUAGAUUCUUCUUGGAGAAUUUAAGACCAGACGAAUAUAACGAGAACUUGGAAGUGGGUAGUGAUGUUGAUGAGAAACUGCACUUGGCUCACAGCAUCGACCUGAAGCCUCAUGACACGUUUAAUCACAGCGCCUUACAUCCCGAUGCCAUGAAUGCGCAUGGACUCCAUGACGCCUUCAGGAGCACCUACGGUCGAGGCACAUCGAUUCUGGGCAAGGAGUCUCUGAAGCAACAGAUAUUAGUUGGGCUCAGCAGCCUGAUCGACUUGGACCACACGUCGGGCAGUCUGAAGAAGACGCCGUCUGAGGACGAGAAUGCUGAUGACCUUGUCCUGUCUGAAGGCAAGGCCGCCCUGUGCACAUCUACCGAUGAGGGAGACGCCGAGGUGGUUACCAUGAACUCAGAUGCGUCGGGUUUUGGGCUUGCAGAGGUGGAAGGUGGAGACUCGACCAGGAAGAGGACGAGGAAACGCACGCGGAGAUAUAUUGAAGAAUCGUCGGAAGCCAAAUGCACACUGUGCACCGAGAGGCAGAGAUUUCCUAGGACAAGCCCCCAAGAUAAGGCCUUGCAUGUUCACUGGAGGAGGUCUGAGUGGGCGGGAGUGGUAUGCUCGGAGAAGUCGUCUUCAGAUGGCGGAUGGGUUUCUUGCGCCAGUCGUCCGCGCAGAGGCCGGCCGAGGAAGAAUCUUACUCAUCUGGUGAGAAGCUCUUGCCUUGCCUUCCUGCUGUCCAGUCUGCAUCUGCAUAUAUAUAUGCUCUUUACGAUUCUACAGACAUGUUCUGUGUAAAAUCGAAUAGAGCAACAGCCGUUUGAUUUGAUCCACUGGGUUGGCCUCUAGUUGACUUUCUCUCUCAAAAAGCUUCCCGAUCUAGGGUCUCAUGUCAGAGGACUUGCUCUAUUUCAGAGUGUUUAUAUGGGUACUGACAACAGCCUAUGGUUUUCUGGCCAGGCAGAGGAUGUCAAGGGCUCCUGCAACAGGCAUUUCGGUCCGGAGAGCAAGCCGGGGAGGGGUCUGUCGGCGUUGUCUGAUUCGGAGAACGAGGGCGCCUUCGGCUCCUCGCUGGCGGGUCAGGGCGUCAAGUGUGUGGCUCGGAGGAAGCACCACAGGCUGUGGACCCUCGCCGAGGUGAUGAAGCUGAUAGAGGGGGUCUCUAGAUACGGGGUCGGCCGAUGGACCAAGAUAAAGAGGCUUCUUUUCUCAUCCUCGGGUCAUCGCACCUCCGUCGAUUUGAAGGUUUGCUUCUCUCGUGGUUCUCUCCUACCUGCGACCGUUUCAGAUGGAAGAUGAUGAUGAUGAUGAUGAUGAUUCGAUGUCUGUUUCUCAGGAUAAGUGGAGAAACCUCCUCAGAGCUAGCGGCGCUCACACGCGUAGCAAGAAUGAGGUCUCUCUCUCUCUCUCUCUCUCUCUUGCUGUUUGUUUGUUUAUAAGAGAAGCGACGAAGGAAGGUGUGCUCUUCUUGCAGAUUGAGGGGAAGAAGAAGCCAUUGUCGGGUCUGGUGCCGCAGUCGGUCCUGCGGCGUGUCAGAGACCUGGCAGCCAUCCACCCCUAUCCGAGGGAACGAGCGUCCCGAGAGAUUCUGCCAGCCGCCCUCUCUCCCUCUCCAGACGGCCAACACCUGCGGUGCAGUUGGAGCUCCUCGUAG
Messenger RNA from Spirodela intermedia, 5298 nucleotides. The record is from the annotation of a GenBank genome assembly. NCBI's taxonomy places the organism in Eukaryota, Viridiplantae, Streptophyta, Magnoliopsida, Alismatales, Araceae.